AUGCCGCGUAGACCGUGGAUAAUAAGAAGAAUAUUUAGAAUGCCUGUUGCAGCUGAGACGAGUGAUCAAUAUUCCGUAUGGGUUGGAUUGAUAUACAUAUUCAACCUCAUAGUGGGGACCGGUGCUUUGACUUUGCCGGCGGCCUUUGCAAGAGCAGGAUGGGGACUCAGCACAAUAUCCCUCGUCUUCUUAGCCUUUAUGAGUUUCAUGAACGCUACUUAUGUGGUUGAAACCAUGGCAUGUGCCAACGCUGUGUUCAAAUGGAAAAGAUUGCAAUUCAUUAAGAGAAACAGUGUUCAAGAAAAUGAAUCCGAUGAAGAGGGUACUUCACAAAACUAUGGAGAUAUGGAGGAUCCAUUAGUGUGUGGGGACUCCAUACCUUCUAGAUACUAUAGUCUCGACAAUCGGAUAGAAUUAGGAGAAAUGGCCAAUUUAUUCCUCAAUAAAACUGGACGCACAAUGUUUUACUGCACACUAUGUGUGUAUUUAUAUGGAGACCUAUCUAUAUAUUCAGCAGCGGUAUCUAAAUCACUUAUGGAUGUCAUAUGUACAACAAUCCCCUCGAAUAUGACGAACACGUCUGACUGGGACGUUCUUCCAUGCUUCGUAUCACCAGGAACAUCUCAGUACACCAGAUUCGAGUGUUAUAGAAUAGCGUUACUAACAUUCUUCGGAGUCAUGGGACCGUUUGUUUUCUUCAAUGUCCAGAAGACCAAGUACUUGCAGCUGUUUACAUCUGGGAUGAGGUGGCUCGCGUUCGCCAUUAUGAUAACGAUGGCGAUCCACCUACUCAUCGUGUACGGUCCCCAGGGCAGGCCGCCGGCGUUCGACUUCACAGGGAUGCCGACCUUGUUCGGAGCCUGCGUGUAUUCCUUCAUGUGUCACCACUCACUGCCAGCCCUCAUCAGCCCCAUACGAGGAAAGAGCCGCCUGAACCUCCAUCUCUCUCUCGACUACGCACUCAUAAGCAUCUUCUAUCUCCUUCUAGCAUUCACGGGAGCCUUCGCCUUUGCUAAUCUAAACGACUUAUACACACUUAACUUCGUGCCAACAGAUAACGAGAACAUAUUCCUCGAAAUCGUUGAAUAUUUCCUGGCGCUUUUUCCGGUUUUCACGCUGUCCACUAGUUUUCCAAUCAUCGCGAUCACGCUCAGGAAUAAUCUGCAAAGUUUGUUCCUGGAUACAAGUAGAUUGGAGUCGUACAACUUUGUUCUUAGGAAGCUUAUAUUCCCGGUGGUAGCAGUGAUACCACCGUUACUACUGACCUACUUCUUAGAAGAUAUUAGUAUACUAAUAAAGUUCACCGGUUCCUACGCCGGCACCGGAAUACAAUACUUGAUGCCGACAUUCCUGGUGCUCUCAGCUAGAAGACAUUGCAGUAAUCUAUUAGGUCUAGGCGUUGUCAAUAAAUACAAAAGUCCUUUCUCGAACAUAGCGUGGGCGGUUUUCGUUCUGAUGUGGUCAUUUAUGUGCAUUAUAUUAGUAUCAGUCAAUAUGUUUGAGAGACGAUGA
This is a messenger RNA of Danaus chrysippus (African queen), 1512 nucleotides long. NCBI's taxonomy places the organism in Eukaryota, Metazoa, Arthropoda, Insecta, Lepidoptera, Nymphalidae. The record is from the annotation of a GenBank genome assembly.